Molecule: messenger RNA, 1131 nt
Organism: Elephantulus edwardii (Cape elephant shrew)
Lineage: Eukaryota; Metazoa; Chordata; Mammalia; Macroscelidea; Macroscelididae
Gene: CUNH1orf141
Product: chromosome unknown open reading frame, human C1orf141
Exons: 6
Coding region: 1-1131 (376 amino acids)
Source: RefSeq, a predicted model, not a curated record
AUGGCAGAAAAACUCUUAAAGAAGUUAGAAAUCUUAGAUGAUCAAGCAAAGAUAAUCUUCACCCAAAGAGAAAAGAUAAACAGGAGUCAGAGUGGAGGAACGAAAAAGACUCUGAAAACACCCCUGACAUUUGAUUUUCAGUUGGAACUUGACCAGCCUUUCGUUAAACAAACACUUAAGACAGUAUCAAAGACCACAGAAGAUACAUUAAAUAAUAUUAAAAAACAAAAAAGAUAUGUCUCCUUCAAAGACAAGCCUGAAUAUAUAAAAAGGCCUUCUGAAAAAUCAAAUUUAAGACCAUACUUUGUUCCAACAAAUGCAAAGCAUCAAGAAAAUAAAUUAUCAGCUCAAACCAAGCAUAAACCUCUAGAAGGACUUGAUUCUGUUGACCACUUAGAAAAUUAUGUAACUAAAAGAAAAAAAUAUUCAUCACAGGUGAAUUAUUUUACUAUAAAAGAAAGUAGAUCAAUGAGAAACGAUCAAUUAAGUGAGCACUGUGCAGUAGGAAAGAAAACUUUGCUGCCCUUGAGCUUUGAGGAUGAACUGAAAAAGCCAAAUGCCAAGAUAAUCAGCAUUGAUUCAUCAAAGAAAGAAAUUUCUCAGACGGAACAAAGUCAUUCUACAAAUCCCUUAAUCUUCCACAACUCGGAAUAUAUACAAAUGUUAUUUUUGACCCAAAAAAAGUUUCUUGCUCAACAUACUGGAAAUGAAAAUAUUUACCCAGAUAGAAGAACAAAUCUUGUUUUACAAAAAAAUUGCAGACUCCUCAAUUCUCUGACUAAUGUUCAACCUAUUAUUCCCAACCUCAGAGAAAUUGGGCCCAAAUCAUGGAGGAAAAAAUCUCGUAAAGUGGAAUACAGAGUAGUAGAGGAUGAAACAAAGAUAAAAACAAAUAAGGAGGUGUUAGAAAAUGGAUGUUUAAAUAAACCCUGUAACUUCCCACAGACUUCUUCCAAUGUAACAAAGAAAAUUGUGGAUUUUUUUGAUAAAGUUAUUACUCAGGAAAUGAACACUAGAACUGGAAAACUUGAUAGGAUGUUUUCUACCAUGAAGUCAGUUAAUACACAUAAAUUUAGUACCUCAACAAGCAAAUGUUCAAAGCCUUUUAAAAAAUGCAGUCAAAGUCUAUAA